AUGAAAUGCCUAACGGUCAUGGUCCGAUUAAUAUUGUUGAAAUUUUUCCAGCAAGAACCUGGUGGGAAUGCCACAGAAAUAUUAAACGGAAUCAGAUUUGUACGUCCUGGAAAUGAUUUUAUACCAAGUUUUCAGUUAUGUCAAAAAUCUGAUAUCAAUGGUAAAAAUGAGCUUCCCAUGUUUACAUAUCUAAAGGCCUAUUGUCCGACGACAAGAGACGGUUUUGAAGAUACAACGGUAUUAUUUUGGAAGCCAUUAAAAAACAACGAUGUUAAAUGGAAUUGGGAAAAAUUUUUAAUAACAAGAAAGGGAAUGCCAUAUAUGAGAUACGAUCCGAGCACAGAACCGGAUGCAAUACGUCCGGAUAUUGAAUUUCUUUUACAAAAUGAUAUUUAA
Pediculus humanus corporis (human body louse) is the source of this 396-nucleotide messenger RNA. Its product is annotated as glutathione peroxidase 6 precursor, putative. The record is from RefSeq and is a predicted model, not a curated record. The coding region runs from base 1 to 396 and encodes 131 amino acids. Gene Ontology annotation, biological process: response to oxidative stress. Lineage: Eukaryota; Metazoa; Arthropoda; Insecta; Psocodea; Pediculidae. The transcript has 2 exons. Gene Ontology annotation, molecular function: glutathione peroxidase activity.